This is a messenger RNA of Paramacrobiotus metropolitanus, 864 nucleotides long. Its product is annotated as somatostatin receptor type 5-like. Gene Ontology annotation, cellular component: membrane. Gene Ontology annotation, molecular function: G protein-coupled receptor activity. The record is from RefSeq and is a predicted model, not a curated record. Gene Ontology annotation, biological process: G protein-coupled receptor signaling pathway. The coding region runs from base 1 to 864 and encodes 287 amino acids. NCBI's taxonomy places the organism in Eukaryota, Metazoa, Tardigrada, Eutardigrada, Parachela, Macrobiotidae. The transcript is spliced from 3 exons.
AUGAUUAUUGCCGGCCUUGGGACGAUCCUCUUCAUUCUCCUAAUUAUGGUCAUCAUCCGUGGUCGCUUCUACCGCACCGGUUGCGGAGCACUGAUCCUGCAUGAGAUUCUCCUGGAAACGAGCGUCGUGGCUAUUCACAUUCCCUUGAAUAUCCUCAACAUCCACAGCGGUCACCGCGGUUUCUUUACUCCGCGUGAUUGUGCCGGCAUCCAUUUCCCCUUUAUUACGACUUUGAUGAUCACCAACUGGGCGCAGUUCUCCCUGGCCCUCAACCGCUUCGUGGCCACCCUGUAUCCCCAUAUGUACUGGCGAUGGGUGACGAAAACAGCGAUAGCCGCGCAGAUAGCGGCUGUAUGGGUCUUUGGGUUGGUGCUGACGGCGCCGCCGCUCUUUGGUGUGGUGGGCACGUAUGGUCUGGACAAGACGUGGAAUAACUGCGCGAUCUUAUUGCACACCGUGGGACCGUAUCCGAAAAUCGUUGGGACGCUGGGAGUGUACCUCCCUACCGGCCUCUUGAUGGUACUUUACCUGAUCAUGUUUAUUCGUCUGCAGUGCUGUUCUCCUCAAAGAGUGCAAAAUAACCAGAUGCGGUCUGAUCGGCAAGGACAAUUUGAUCGGCGCGUCAAGAUGGCCAAACUGUUAUGCGGCAUAUCCUUAUGGUACAAUGCCUGCUACCAUCCCCAAAAUAUUCUCAGUAUUCUGCGCGUUCCCAUGUACGAACAGAGCGUGGCGGGGCUUCAGCUAUGGCUGCGGACGGUAUAUUUGUGUGGCUACGUUAUGACACCGAUGUUUUUCUUCUCCUUGAACAAAGACUAUCAGACUGGUCUGCUUGAGAUAAUCCGUUUACGCGUGCACGGACGCUAA